AUGCCGCGCGAAGCAGAACCUUCCCUGAACGAAAAGGCGUUCCUGCUUGAAGCGCUUCAGCAGAAUCUCCGACUUGACGGGCGUGAUAUAGACCAAUACCGGCCCAUAAAGCUGUCUUUUGGUGACGAAUAUGGACUCGUUGAGGUUGAAUUUGGCAAAACAAGAAUUGUCGCAAAAGCUUCAGCCGAAGUCACAAUACCAUAUACCGACCGUCCCUUUGAUGGCGUCUUCAACAUCGUCACAGAGCUCAGUCCAAUGGCAUCCCCCGCUUUCGAGGUGAACCGACCGACCGAGACCGAAGUCCUCCUCUCCCGACUGCUCGAGAAGACGAUCCGGCGAUCCAACGCGCUCGACACCGAGUCCCUAUGCCUGGUGGCGGGCCAAAAGUGCUGGUCCGUCCGGGUGGACGUGCAUGCCGAGUCCCACGACGGCAACCUGAUCGACGCCUCCUGCCUCGCCGUGGUCGCCGCCCUGCGCCACUUCAGGAAACCGGACACGAGCAUCGAGGGCGAGGUCGUGACCGUGUACACACCCGCCGAGAGGGAACCCGUGCCGCUGAGCUGGCUGCACUCGCCCUUUUGCGUCACCUUCAGCUUCUUCGGCGACCUGGGCGACAUGUUUGUCGUCGACGCCAAUUGGCUGGAGGAGCAAGUCCGCGUGAGCUCCUGCACCAUCAGCCUGAACCGUCACGGCGAGAUUUGCCAGAUCGCAAAGCUGGGAGGGACCGCCAUCGAGGCUGUCAUGCUGCUGCAGUGCAACGCGGUAGCCUUGAUCAAGGCCAAGGAGUUCUCCAAGCUCUUGGACGACAAACUUGCAGAGGACGCAAAGAAGAGGGACAAGGGCGGACUUUUGGCGGAGUUGUCGGCAGAGAACGAGAGGUGA
This is a messenger RNA of Pyricularia grisea, 882 nucleotides long. RefSeq lists its product as uncharacterized. Gene Ontology annotation, cellular component: nuclear exosome (RNase complex); cytoplasmic exosome (RNase complex). Gene Ontology annotation, biological process: nuclear polyadenylation-dependent rRNA catabolic process; U4 snRNA 3'-end processing; nuclear polyadenylation-dependent mRNA catabolic process. The transcript has 2 exons. The record is from RefSeq and is a predicted model, not a curated record. Lineage: Eukaryota; Fungi; Ascomycota; Sordariomycetes; Magnaporthales; Pyriculariaceae. Bases 1 to 882 code for a protein of 293 amino acids.